Molecule: messenger RNA, 1503 nt
Organism: Suillus discolor
Lineage: Eukaryota; Fungi; Basidiomycota; Agaricomycetes; Boletales; Suillaceae
Exons: 2
Coding region: 1-1503 (500 amino acids)
Molecular function (GO): GTP binding
Source: RefSeq, a predicted model, not a curated record
AUGUCUUCCAAAAACAUUGUUAUUUUUGGAGAGAGCGGCGUCGGGAAAAGCUCCAUCAUCAAUCUCCUCGCAGGCAACCAGGUCGCUAGAACCUCUCCGGACACCAAACAUUGUACAUUGCGCUAUCAAGCGUAUGAUAUCCACAUCAGGGACGUGCCGUAUCGCAUCUAUGACACUGCCGGGGUCGACGGCAAUCGCAUGGAUCCUAGCGGAUUUCUCGAUGCAGUCACCAAUGCUGACAAGUUGAUGAAGGAGCUGAGGGAUAACGGAGGAGUCCAUCUGCUGUUGUAUUGCAUCAAGGCAGGCAGAAUACCACCGACGUUCGUCACCAACUACAGGCUAUUCUAUGAAUUUUUCUUCGAGGAGAAGAUACCAGUCGUGCUCAUCGUUACUCACCUGGAGAGGGAGGAUCCCAUGGAUCAUUGGUACACGCGAAACAAGGAAUCGUUCGACCGCCAUGCAGUCAAGUGUGUUGACCAUGCUUGUAUCACUGCGGCAGCCAACCUGGACCCAAAAUACAAGCAGAAGUACGAAGCCUCCAGAAGGGAAGUGAAGGACUUGAUCACAAGGCAUGAGGAUACGGUGGUGGACUGGAAUGGAGGAGAUGGGUGGCUUGCCAGGUUCAUCGGAAAGUUGAAAGACCUCUUGACAGGACGUCCAAUCGCUUCACCUCGACCACCUCCCAUAACCCGCCAGCUACCCAUUAUACACAUCACGAUGGCGAAAAAGAAAAGCUCCAUUCGCGCUAAAAACAUCGUUAUAUUUGGCGCAAUGGGCGCCGGAAAGAGUUCCCUCAUAAACCUCAUUGCAGACAAAAACAUCGCUCAGACAGGCUCCAACCUCAAGCGCUGCACCCUCACAUGGACCAAAUAUGUGUUACCCAAGCUCUUUGAUGAUGAGAUGCAGCACAACAUCUUCGAUACGAUGGGCAUCGAGAACCCAGAACUCGAGCCAGAAGAGUACCACCGAUCCAUCAAAAAUGCCAGCCGCCUUCUCCGCGAGCUUGAUGCAUGCGGCGGCACCAAUUUACUGGUAUAUUGCGUUCAAAAAGGCCGUGACAGUGGAGCAUUGCGGAGUAACUACCAGCUAUUCCACGAAGUGUUAUAUCGGCGGCGAGUCCCCAUAGUCAUGGUGGUGACGUGCCUCGAGGAUGAGACAGUCAUGGAGGAAUGGUGGACGCGGAACUGUGCAUCGUUAGAGGCAUCCCAAAUCGUCGUGGAGGGACAUGCAUGCGUAACCACCCUGAAGAAUGAAGAUGAGAAGUACAAGGCAUCGAGAGAAGUCGUGCGUGAGCUGAUCCGGAAGUAUGCAGCUGUUACGCCAGUGUCAGGGGGAUGGAAGCAUGAGAAGAUAGGCAGCGCGUUCAUGCGAUGGAUUGGGUAUCCUGAUCCGGAGGAUAAGAAGUUGCAGAAGAAACUACAGACGGACCUCGAGGAUCAAUGUGGCAUGAAGACACCGUUGGCUUUGAGGGUCGCAAAAACAUUCACGUACACGUCACGGUAG